UGUUCUAAAUUCAAUGCCUCUGUAGCGGUGAGAAACUAAAUAACCUCUCAAAUAAAACUACUAUAUGGUGUUUCUUUCCACGUGCAUUUUUCAGUGUUCUUUUCCCAACUUGAAUUUUUAUUAUCAUGGAGUCUUCUAAUACUUCAUUAGUGAAAGAAAAAAAGAAGAAAUCAAAAUGUGUCGAGUUAGGUGAUCUUCAAAGCAAGGGAAGUUUCACGGUUGAUCCUUCAGAAAUUUCUGCAAAAUUGGAUUCAUCGAAGUGGCCUCUUCUAUUGAAAAAUUUUGAUAAAUUGAAUGUAAGAACAAAUCAUUAUGUACCACUAGAAAAUGGAUCAUCGCCCCUAAAAAGAGAUAUAGUUGAAUAUGUUAAAGCAGGUUGUAUUAAUUUAGAUAAACCAAGUAACCCAAGCAGCCAUGAAGUUGUGGCAUGGAUCAAACGAAUUCUGAGAGUUCAGAAAACAGGCCAUUCAGGUACAUUAGAUCCUAAAGUAACAGGUUGUCUAAUUGUCUGUAUUGAAAGAAGCACACGCCUUGUGAAAUCACAACAGACUGCAGGUAAAGAAUAUGUUGCUGUUUUUAAACUACAUUCUGCAGUAGAAGGAGGAGUCGCUAGAGUCAAAAGAGGUCUAGAGAGUUUACAAGGAGCUCUUUUUCAGAGGCCUCCUUUAAUAUCAGCAGUAAAGAGGCAACUGAGAGUAAGAUCUGUUUAUGAUAGCAAAUUGAAUUUUUUUGAUGAAGAAAAAAAUAUUGGAGUCUUUUGGGUGAGUUGUGAAGCUGGUUCUUAUAUACGUACAUUAUGUGUCCAUUUGGGUAUAAGGCUUGCUGUUGGUGCCCAAAUGUUAGAACUUCGUAGAGUGAGAUCAGGUAUACAAACAGAAAGUGAUGAUAUGGCCACAUUGCAUGACAUUUUGGAUGCUCAAUGGAUGUAUGACAAUCACAGAGAUGAGAGCUAUUUAAGAAGAGUUAUCAAACCUUUAGAAAGUUUAUUAGUAGGACAUAAAAGGAUAAUAAUGAAAGAUAGUGCUGUAAAUGCUAUUUGUUAUGGUGCUAAAAUUCUAGUCCCAGGUAUUUUAAGAUAUGAAGAUGGAAUUGAAAUGAAUGAAGAAAUAGUGAUUAUUACUACAAAAGGAGAAGCAAUAUGUUUAGCAGUUGCUCUAAUGACUACUUCUACAAUUGCAAGUUGUGACCAUGGAGUUGUUGCAAAGAUAAAAAGAGUUAUAAUGGAAAGAGAUACUUAUCCCCGAAAAUGGGGACUUGGUCCUCGAGCUUCCAAAAAGAAGCUACUUAUAGCUAGAGGAGAAUUGGAUCAAUAUGGAAAACCAAAUGAAAAAACUCCUAAAGAAUGGUUGAACAGCUAUGUUAAUCUCCCAGUGAAACAGGAACCAGAUGAAGUUGUGGAAAAUCCAGCUAAGAAAAUUAAAAUUGAGGUUGUUGAAGAAACUGCGGAAUCUGCAAAGAAGAAGAAAAAGAAAUCGAAUAAUGAUGAAAGCAUUGCAGAAACUAGCUUGGCAGAUGCGAGUAUUGAAGUGAAAAAAGAAAAAAAGAAGAAGAAGAAAAGGCAAAGUGAAGAAGAUGAACCUGCGUCUAAUACUUUAACAGAAGAAAGUUUAGUUGGAGAUGGUACUGAAGUUCAAAAAGAAAAGAAAAAAAAGAAGAAGGAUAAGAAUAAAGAUAAAGAAUAAUUUGUAUUGAAUUAAGAUUCAUCCUCAUAUAUUAUGAGGAUUUGAAGGAUUAUGAGGACAAAUUAUGAAGCCCAAGUUGUGAAGUGAUGGAAAUAUGUUUAUUAAAAUAUAUUAUCUAUUGACAACAUUUAAACAUAUAUAGAAUUGAAAGGAAUCAAAAUGCAUCAUUGUAAUCUUUAUUUUCUUAUUGUUUCUUUUAGUUAUGUACAAAUAUUAAUCUUGAAAUAGA
Molecule: messenger RNA, 1911 nt
Organism: Harmonia axyridis
Lineage: Eukaryota; Metazoa; Arthropoda; Insecta; Coleoptera; Coccinellidae
Gene: Nop60B
Product: H/ACA ribonucleoprotein complex subunit 4
Exons: 2
Coding region: 126-1682 (518 amino acids)
Biological process (GO): box H/ACA sno(s)RNA 3'-end processing; snRNA pseudouridine synthesis; mRNA pseudouridine synthesis
Cellular component (GO): box H/ACA snoRNP complex
Molecular function (GO): pseudouridine synthase activity; RNA binding
Source: RefSeq, a predicted model, not a curated record